Histoplasma capsulatum G186AR is the source of this 468-nucleotide messenger RNA. RefSeq lists its product as uncharacterized. NCBI's taxonomy places the organism in Eukaryota, Fungi, Ascomycota, Eurotiomycetes, Onygenales, Ajellomycetaceae. The transcript has a single exon. The record is from RefSeq and is a predicted model, not a curated record. Gene Ontology annotation, cellular component: DASH complex. Bases 1 to 468 code for a protein of 155 amino acids. Gene Ontology annotation, biological process: attachment of spindle microtubules to kinetochore.
AUGCCACCACCACCACCGUACCACCAACGACAACAAUCCUCCUAUAACCACCAUAACAAUCCCAACACAAAUUCCAACAAUAAUAAUUACCAAUCCCACUCGCGAACCUCCUCCGCCACUGCCAUGGCCGCAUAUACAGCCAGCCUCACCAACCUCAACCCUUCCUCUGCCGCAACCACAUCCGCAACCUCAACCUCGCACCCUCCCGCACAACAACAAACUUCCAUGUCUACGACCAAAACACGCCAAUACGCCCAUCUACACUCACAACUUGCACAGCUUAACGCACAUUUGGCCGACAUGGAGAAUCUCACGCGCAUGACGGCGGCGCAGGCGGGCGAUAUGCGUUUUCUAGGCGGGUAUGUGGGGGCGUUGUUUAUGGGGGCGGCAAAGGUUUUGGGGGAGGAAGGGGGUGCGAAGGCCGGUGCGGCGGGUGGCAAUGGGAGUGGGAAGGGGAAAGGUGAUUAG